Molecule: messenger RNA, 1252 nt
Organism: Medicago truncatula (barrel medic)
Lineage: Eukaryota; Viridiplantae; Streptophyta; Magnoliopsida; Fabales; Fabaceae
Product: non-classical arabinogalactan protein 31
Exons: 2
Coding region: 44-1252 (402 amino acids)
Cellular component (GO): cell periphery
Source: RefSeq, a predicted model, not a curated record
UCUCAUUUCCUCUCUUUCUAGGUUAUUUUCUCUUACAAAGAAAAUGGCCAAAACUCUUGCAAUGUUGCUACUCUUACUCCAAUUAACCUCGUUCAUUGCAUUUGCUGAAGAGCUUGAAUCUCUUCACACACCAACACAACUUCACCCACCGGCUAAAUCCCCUCACCACUAUCAUCACAAUCCUUCACCAACCCCUUCUCGUUCCCAUGUUCACGCUCCUUUACACCCUCCUCAUCAUACUAAACCCCCAACCCAUCGCCAUCAUCAACAUCCUCCUGCUCACGCCCCUGUUCAACCUCCAACACAUCACCACCACUCUCCUGCUCAUGCCCCUGUUCACAAACAUGUUCCAGUUCAUCCUCCUCACCAUGCUAAACCUCCAACCCAUCACCGUCAUCAACACACUCCUGCUCAUUCCCCUAUUCAACCUCCAACACAUCGCCAUCACUCUCCUGCUCAUGCUCCUAUUCACAAACAUGUUCCAGUUCAUCCUCCUCAUCAUGCUAAACCUCCAACCCAUCAUCGCCAUCAACACCCUCCUACUCAUUCCCCUGUUCAACCUCCAACGCAUCACCACCAGCCUCCUGCUCAUGCCCCUGUUCACAAACAUGUUCCAGUACAUCCUCCUCGCCAUGCAAAACCUCCAACUCAUCACAACCAUCAACGCCCUCUAACUCAUGCGCCUAUUCAACCACCAACACAUCACCACCCUCCUGCUCACGCCCCUGCUCACAAACACAUUCCAAUUCACCCUCCAUUCCACGCCCAUGUACCUACUAAAUCUCCAACUCCCAACCCUCACCCCCGCCAUCAUCACACUCCUGCUCUUGCCCCUGCUCACACACCACUGCGUUCAAUUUUCCAUCCUAGAAGCUUAAUAGCUGUUCAAGGUGUUGUUUAUGUCAAAUCUUGCAAGCAUGCUGGAGGUGACACCCUUUUGGGUGCUACAUCUAUAAUUGGUGCCGUUGUGAAGCUCCGAUGCAACAACACCAAACAAUAUGUGGUCUUAAAAGGAAAAACAGAUAAGAACGGUUAUUUCUAUAUUAAAGGCUCAAAUAACAUCUCAAGCUAUGCAGCUCGCAAGUGUAAUGUUGUAUUGGUCAGUGCACCAAAUGGACUAAAGCCCUCAAAUCUUCAUGGCGGUAUCACGGGUGCCGUUCUUAAGGCCAAGAAGUCAUUUGUAUCUGAAGGGCAUCCUUUUAUUCUCUACAAUGUUGCGCCCCUUGCGUUUGAACCUAAAUGCUCUCAUUAA